Molecule: messenger RNA, 3754 nt
Organism: Owenia fusiformis
Lineage: Eukaryota; Metazoa; Annelida; Polychaeta; Sabellida; Oweniidae
Source: the annotation of a GenBank genome assembly
CCUUAAACUUUGUGAAUGAUUGAUCCGAAUUUAGUCAUACGUCAAUACUAUUACCAAAGUUUUAUUUGUUUUAUUUAUGCAUCCUCAUUCAUAUCAUCACUAAUUUCCUCAUGGAAUCAACACGAGUACAGGAAUGUAUUUUAGUAUUUUUCGUUCCAGCAGAUCAUUCCUCCAUGUAACGCUACCGAGCACUUAGGCACCCAUUUUUACCACCGGUCAAAUUUACAGCAUUUGAACGUAAUAUACAGGGCGGUUAAGGGCAAAUACACCUAAUGAAGUAGUUCUGGAUAUAACUCAAAUAUAGUGGAUUGAUGAUAACAUAGAAAUUUACAAUUAAAUUGGAUUUAUACUUAAAAUUUAAAGAUGAACAAACCUUGUGCAAAGUGUAAUAAAACGGUUUAUCCAACAGAAAAAGUCAACUGUUUAGACAAGAUAUGGCACAAAGCGUGCUUCAAAUGCGAUGUCUGUGGACUUACUCUAAACAUGAAGAACUACAAAGGAUACAAAAAGAUUCCUUAUUGUUCAGCUCAUUACCCAACCACAAAGUUCACAGCUGUAGCAGAUACUCCAGAAAAUAUGAGAAUCGCAGCUAAUACCCAGAAUCAGAGUCAGGUGAAGUACCACGCUAAGUUUGAAGGGGAAAAGGGCAAAUAUACUUCAGUUGCAGAUGAUCCAGAGACUAGACGUAUACGCCAGAAUACUGAACAGAUCAGUUCGAUCAAGUACCAUGCACAGUUUGAAAAGGACAUCAAAGGCAAGAAGAUAGAGGUUGCAGAUGAUCCUGAGACUCUGAGAAUAAGGGCUAACAUGAAAAACAUCAGUCAAGUUUCGUACCACAAUGUCAUUCAAGAUAAAGCCAAACAGGAGGCGAAUAGGCCAGUUGAAGGAGAGCAGGGAAAAGGCGCAAGGAAACAAUCCGGACCAGGACAUGUUGCAGCUAAGGCUGCAAUGGUGACAGCUGAGAUAGAAGCCCAAGCAAAGGAAGCGAACUACAAACGCCAGCCUGGAUCUAUUAAUGAUUACGACCCAAUGGCCCAACAACAACAACAGCCGCAACAACAACAACAACAGCCAGGGGGAGGGGGAGGGGAGCCACAGCAUCCCACAUUCUCAAAACCUGAAGUGUCUAUAGAUGGAGGACGAAGACCUAGUGCACCUAGGUGGGAACCACCCCCAGUAAUUGACCCAACCCAGCGUUCUCAGAGAAAAGUGGGCUCCAUUCAUGACUAUGACCCACUGAAUGACAAGUAUGGUUCAAUAGUAGGCGCUGGUGGUGCCAGUCCUGCUAGGCCAGCUGAGAAUAAAGAUCGUUAUUCUGCGGGCAACCUGGAGGAAGAGAGCUACCCAGCACCUUCUCGAGGUCCUCCCCAAGCGUACUACCCAGCUGCUCAGCCUGAACCACCCCAACCUGCACCCCCACAACCUGCACCCCCACAACCUUCCUACCAACUGCAGCAAGAGGCAUCACAACUAGCCUAUCCGGAUCCUACCCAGAACCGAUAUCAACCUCCCUCAACACAACCCCAGUUUGAUCCUAACCCAACACCCUAUCAGCCACCCCAACAAGAAUACAACCCCCCACCCCCACAAGCUUAUGUCCCAGUUCCAGAACCGGCUCCUCCUGCACCAGCUCCUACAGUAGGGGGUCCACGAUACAAAGCUGUGUACGAUUACACCGCAGCGGAUGAUGAUGAAGUCAGCUUUAAUGAAGAUGACAUUAUCAUCAACUCUGAAGCUAUUGAUGAGGGCUGGAUGACUGGUACUGUAGAGAGAACAGGCCAACAUGGAAUGCUGCCUUCAAACUAUGUAGAGUUAAUCAUCUGAAGUGAAUAAAUAUACAGGAGUUAAUAUUGUGUAAAAUCUGAUAGGUGGAAAUAUAUAUGUAGUCUUUAUUACACGGAACUGAAGAGUUGAUGAAAUGUCUUUUAUAUCUCAAGUUGCAUAAUCUUUAAAGACUUUGUUUAGAUUCAGAAAUAAAUGUGACUGAAGUGAUAAAAAGUAAUACUUCAGGAUUGAAUUUUUGGUGUUUCAAGUAAGUUUUUCAGGUAAUGGUUUUUAUUUGCAAAACUAAUUCAUAUAAAUACAAUACACUAGUUGUGGAGGCCCUAAAUUGAAAACAUUGGCCCCUCUUGAGAAUUAUUCCAAAGAAUGACUGACAACGAUGAACCUGGUCUCCAGGUCUGUAAUGAUAUAUAAGCAGCUUGCUAUAUUCGUAAGAACAGUAUUUGGUGUAAAAUAGUGUAAAGUAAUUGUAAAUGGUUAAUGGUGGGUCCUUUAGAUGUUUUGCAGUUAGCUUUAUAUAAUUAUAGAACCUAAACCGUUCCAAUAUUUAGUACACUCUCUUGAUCAACUUAUUUCAUGUACAUGUACAUUAUUUACUUGAAACAAUAUUCAACAAUUAUGAAUAAAAAAACUACACUUGUAGCAAUUAUGAUAGUUCUUGCUCCUUGUGGUAGUACUUGUAACUAUGAUGAUAGUACUUGUAACUAUUAUACUUGUACUUGUAACUUAUAUAUUAUGUUCAUUUAACUAAGUAUUAAAAUACUUGUAAGUAUAUGCAAUGAAAUACUGUACAUACAUAGGUUGUAAUGGUAAAGGUUGAUUGAAUAUUGUUCAGUAACACUGAUAUAUAUAUAGAUUUGUAUAAAUGUAGUUCUAUGCAUGAAUGUAUGGAUAUAUGUAGCUUUAAAUUUAGCAAUGGAAGUCUAACUAUGUGCUCAACAUUUGAUAUUGAUGCUUUCGCGGACAAUUAGCGUAGAUGCUAGUUUUAAGAGUGUAACUUUUUACAAGUCAUUAAAAGUAACUUAUUUAAUAAUUUGAUUGAAUUUGAGGUAUAUUUAGCGUGUGUGUAUUAGUGUUAUGGUGCUAUUUUCAAUUUAAUGGUUCAGAUGCUUUGUAUGAUUGUAUUCUGAUGAGAACCAGGUUGAAUAAACCUGUGCACCCUUUGUAUUUCAAUUGAUAAUAUUAAUUCACACAUAGCAUGCAUUAUCAUGUUCUGACCAAUCAGAAUGCGGUAUAACCAUGAGUUAUCCGUAAUGAUAAUGCAUGAUUUUCAUACCUUGGUGUCUUUAUCCAUACAGGAAGAUACACUCUGUUUCAACAUAUGUACAAAACCUACCCACUAUAUAAAUAAUGUUUUAAGUGAAUGCCAGCUGAAACACCCGCCCUCUGGGCUCUUGUUUAAAUGCUUGCAUAAAACGAACUCUGAGCUUUAUUCCACCUAUAAUGGCUAGGUUCUCAAUCCUUUACUAACUGGCUAAAGCUUUGGUGUAUUUUGUUCCUCUUAAUCUGAUAUAUAUUUAAUGCACUGUCUAUACACUGUAUACAACUUGUACAUACAGGUCAGAGAGAAUGUGAUUUUCAUGCGCUGUAAAAUGUUCUAAUUUGUUAAUUUCUUCUAAAUUAUAUUUUGAUAUUUAAUCUAACCCAGAGACGAUAGCUUCCAAAUAAGGAAACUCUCUAUUCAUGAUUAUAUCUGGAAUUAAAGAUAUUAUGUUUUCAAGAGACUUGAAUUACGUAUUUGUAUAUGGCACUGACUUAUAUCCAUAUAACCUUCAAUUUGUAACUAUUAAAGAUCCCAAUUAUUUUGGAAAUUUUAAUGUUGGGAUAUAUAUUUUGGAAAUGAGUCUUGUUGUUGUAUCUAUUUUGAGUCUCAAACUGUCAAGAAACAUUUAAUUUUUGUCUUAGCACUCUAUGGGAAAGUUUUAGUUUUGAAUACAGUUGAAAUAAAAUGUGGAAGAUCCAAUAUGAGUAA